CGUAUUUUUUUGUAUGAUUUAUAAUAUUAUUUUUAUAUACUUAUAAAUACAAGGACAUUAACAAAUCAAUUAUAAGAGCAAAGAUUAGUUAAUAUCAAAGGCUUAUAUGGAUUACAAUAAUUCUACGACAUCAUUAUAUUCAAAUAAGGAGGAUGAAAUGGAUUCGUCCAAUAAUAGCAAUUUAGGGAAUAAUAAUAAUGUGAAUUUAAAUCACAACCGAAAUAUUAAUUCAAAUCAAAAUGGAAUGUCUAAAGCUGAACUAAGAAAGAGCAAUAAACCAAUUAUGGAAAAACGUCGUCGGGCAAGAAUUAAUCAUUGUUUAAAUGAACUGAAAUCCUUAAUAUUGGAAGCAAUGAAAAAAGACCCAGCACGUCAUACAAAAUUAGAAAAAGCUGAUAUUCUUGAAAUGACAGUUAAACAUUUGCAAUCAAUUCAGCGUCAACAAUUUAAUUUAGCUAUACAAACUGAUCCAGCUGUUGUACAUAAAUUUAAAACUGGUUUUACAGAAUGUGCUGAAGAAGUUUCUAGAUUUCUAGGCCAAUUGGAGGGAAUUGAUAAUGGUACAAAACAACGUUUAAUGCAACAUUUAAAUAAUUGUUCAACACGUAUUGAACAAAUUGGUACAUUUAGUAAUUUUUCCUCAAGUUAUCGACAAGCAUUAAAUAGUUCUGGCUUAAAUCAAUCAAUUUUCGGAACAACUUUUAAUAAUGCGGCAGCAGCAGCAGCCGCAGCUGCAGCAUCAUUAUUUACUUCAAAUGGAAAUCAUCAAGAUGUAAAUAAUAAUGGUCGAAUAAAUAUGAAUGGUGUACAAUUGAUACCAUCUCGUUUACCAUCUGGUGAAUUAGCUUUAAUAAUGCCAAAUUCUACAACAUUGCCAUCAUCACUUUUAAUGCCAAAUUUAUCAACACAAUCGAUUGAAUUUUCAUCAACAUUUCCUAGAUUAAGUGCAUUUACAAAACCAACGUCAACUAUUGCAUCAUCAAUUAGUCCAAAUUCAUCAUCACUAUUAAAUAAUUUAAAUGGAAAUAAUUUAAUAAAUAAUAAUAAUAAUCAUUUACAACAAUAUAAUCAACACAAUCAUAUUAAAAUAAAUAAUAUAAAUUCAUCAAUAAAUCCAUUACAAAUGUCAGGUAGUGGAGUAACAGCAACAACAGUUACUAGUCCACCAUUAAGUCCAGUAUCAUCAAUAUCAAGUUUAGGUGAUGAUUCAACAAUUCAUACAAGUGCAACAUCAGAUUAUGGUACAAAAACUCCACCAUUAGAACAAAGUAUAACAUCUGAUUAUUUUUCAACACCACCUAGUAGUGAAUCAAUUAAACUUAUAUCACGUACUGGACAUUUACAACAGCCUCAUGUUUCAUCCACCGUUCUCGAUGAAUCGAUGAAAAAUCAAAAUGAUGCUAAAAAAAGAUUAAGAACAUCAAUAGAUGAUAAAAGCGAAGAUGAAGGAAACAGUAGUUCAAAACAUUUUUUAGAUGAUUCUAAUGACAGUAUGUGGAGACCAUGGUGA
Messenger RNA from Condylostylus longicornis, 1510 nucleotides. RefSeq names its product protein deadpan (gene dpn). The record is from RefSeq and is a predicted model, not a curated record. NCBI's taxonomy places the organism in Eukaryota, Metazoa, Arthropoda, Insecta, Diptera, Dolichopodidae. Gene Ontology annotation, cellular component: nucleus. The transcript is spliced from 4 exons. The coding region runs from base 107 to 1510 and encodes 467 amino acids. Gene Ontology annotation, biological process: regulation of neurogenesis; regulation of transcription by RNA polymerase II; anterior/posterior pattern specification. Gene Ontology annotation, molecular function: protein dimerization activity; RNA polymerase II cis-regulatory region sequence-specific DNA binding; DNA-binding transcription factor activity, RNA polymerase II-specific.